Messenger RNA from Cuculus canorus (common cuckoo), 3241 nucleotides. RefSeq names its product tripartite motif containing 24 (gene TRIM24). NCBI's taxonomy places the organism in Eukaryota, Metazoa, Chordata, Aves, Cuculiformes, Cuculidae. The record is from RefSeq and is a predicted model, not a curated record. The transcript is spliced from 19 exons. Gene Ontology annotation, molecular function: protein binding; zinc ion binding. The coding region runs from base 107 to 3232 and encodes 1041 amino acids.
GGAGGAGGCGGCGGCGGCGGUGGUGUUGUUGUUGGUGUUAUCGGCGCGGGCGGGAAGCGGCGGGGGCAACGGGGCUGCCCCGCCUCCUCUCCGGUGGCGUAGGACAAUGGAAGAGGCAGCGGCGGGAGCGGCGGCGGCGGCGGUGGGGUGUGCGCCCUGCCCGUCGGAUCGAACGUCGCUGAGCGGAGAGAACGAGGCCGAGAGCCGGCAGGGCCCGUCGGAGCGAGGCGGGGAGGCGGCUCCGCUCAACCUGUUGGACACUUGCGGCGUGUGCGGGCAGCCCAUCCAGAGCCGGCGGCCCAAGCUGCUGCCCUGCCUGCACUCGGUGUGUCUGCGCUGCCUGCCGCAGCCCGAGCGGUACCUCAUGCUGCCCCCCGCCGCCCCCUCCCUGCCCCCCCGCGACCCGCCGACCGCCGCCGCACCCUCCUCGCCCCUCUCCGCGCCACCUUUGCCCCCGCACUGCACGCCCGUCGGUGUUAUCCGCUGUCCAAUUUGUGGUCAGGAAUGUGCAGAGAGACACAUCAUAGAUAACUUUUUUGUGAAGGAUACCACAGAGGUUCCCAGUAGCACAGUAGAGAAAUCAAAUCAGGUCUGUACAAGCUGUGAAGACAAUGCAGAAGCUCAUGGGUUUUGUGUGGAAUGUGUAGAAUGGUUGUGCAAAACCUGCAUCAGAGCUCACCAGAGAGUUAAAUUCACAAAGGAUCAUACAGUAAGACAGAAAGAGGAAGUAUCUCCAGAGGCAGUUGGUGUGACCAGUCAGCGACCUGUGUUUUGCCCUUACCACAAAAAGGAGCAGUUGAAGUUGUAUUGUGAAACCUGUGACAAGUUGACCUGCCGAGACUGUCAGUUACUAGAACACAAAGAGCACAGGUACCAGUUUAUAGAAGAAGCUUUUCAAAACCAGAAAGUGAUCAUUGAGACACUAAUCACCAAAUUGAUGGAGAAGACUAAGUACAUAAAAUAUACAGGGAAGCAGAUCCAAAACAGAAUUCUUGAAGUGAAUCAGAAUCAAAAGCAGGUGGAACAGGAUAUUAAAGUUGCCAUAUUUACACUGAUGGUAGAAAUAAACAAAAAGGGAAAAGCUCUGCUGCACCAGUUGGAGACUCUGGCAAAAGAGCAUCGGAUGAAACUUCUGCAGCAGCAGCAGGAAGUGGCAAGUCUCUCUAAGCAGCUGGAACAUGUCAUGAAUUUUUCCAAAUGGGCAGUUUCCAGUGGGAGCAGCACAGCAUUACUGUACAGCAAACGCUUGAUUACAUAUCGACUACGAUAUCUUCUCCGAGCACGGUAUGAUGCUUCACCAGUGACUAACAAUACCAUCCAGUUUCACUGUGAUCCUAGCUUCUGGGCUCAAAACAUUUUCAAUCUAGGUUCUUUGGUAAUUGAAGAUAAAGAAACCCCACCACAUGUGCCCAAGAACCCUGUGGUGGAAGCAAACUUACAGCCACCAGGCAGCUUGCCUUCAAACCAGCUAUCUAAGUUCCCAACACAGAUAAGCUUAGCUCAGCUUCGACUCCAGCACAUGCAGCAACAGGUCAUGGCUCAGAGACAGCAAGCUCAACGCAGAGCAGGGCCAGUAGCUUUACCAAAUCCAAGAAUGCCAGGAGCCAUGCAGCAGCCGCCAGCUUCUUCUCAUCAGGCACCUCCACGUUUGAUUCAUUUUCAGAAUCAUAGCCCCAAGUCCAAUGGUUCAGCUCUUCCUGCACAACAGAUGAGGUUUCCCCAAAAUCAGAACCUACCAAGGCAAGCAAUAAAGCCCAACCCAUUGCAAAUGGCGUUCUUGGCACAGCAAGCUAUAAAACAGUGGCAGAUUGGUAGUGGACAAAAUUCAACUGCCCUUUCAGCUGCAGGCAGCACAUCAUCUACUCCAUCCAGCCCCACCAUCACCAGUGCAGUAGGAUGUGAUGGGAAGACAUAUGGUCCCCCUAUGAUAGAUUUGAGUUCUCCAGUGGGUAGCUCCUACAAUCUACCAUCUCUUCCUGAUAUUGAUUGUUCAGGAAACAUAACACUGGAUAGUGUUGUAAGGAAAGAUGGCACUGCAGAGCAGAAUCAACCAAAACCUCCUUCGAACAGAACUGUACAGUCACCAAAUUCAUCGGUACCAUCACCAGGCCUCUCAGGAGGAGUCAGUGUGACAAAUAUACACCCUCCAAUUCGUUCACCCAGUGCCUCCAGUGUUGGGAGCAGAGAGAGUUCUGGAUCCUCCAGCAAGCCACCAGGAGCUGAUUCUACACACAAAGUCCCGGUUGUUAUGUUGGAGCCGAUCAGAAUUAAACAGGAGUCAAGUGCACCAAAUGAGAACUUUGAUUUCCCAAUUGUUAUAGUGAAGCAAGAAACAGAUGAGGAACCCCGGCCUCGAAACACCACCUUUUCAAGAAGCAUACUUACUUCAUUGCUGUUGGACAACAAUUCUGCUUCUGAUGAAGCUGUCUUAAGAACAGAUGCACCAGACAGCACAGAUGAUCAACCAGGGACACUGCAGAACACAUCCAGUGGGAAGACAGGAUGGAUAGGCCCCUCCCAUAUUGGCGAGGGCAGGAAAGAGGAUGAUCCCAAUGAAGAUUGGUGUGCUGUAUGUCAAAAUGGAGGGGAACUCCUUUGCUGUGAGAAGUGUCCCAAAGUAUUCCAUCUUUCUUGUCAUGUCCCUACAUUGAUGAGCUUUCCAAGUGGAGAGUGGAUUUGUACAUUCUGUCGGGAUUUGUCCAAGCCAGAAGUUGAGUAUGACUGUGAUAGACCCACUCACGUCUCUGAAGAAAGAAAACUGGAAGACACCGUGGGUUUGGCACCAAUAGACCGUAGGAAGUGUGAAAGACUGCUUCUAUAUCUCUACUGUCAUGAAAUGAGUCUUGCUUUUCAAGAUCCAGUCCCUCCCACAGUUCCUGAUUACUACAAAAUCAUCAAAAAGCCUAUGGACUUGUCAACCAUCAAGAAAAGACUUGAAGUGACCAAUUCAUUCUACACAAAACCAGAAGAUUUUGUGGCUGAUUUCAGACUGAUCUUCCAAAACUGUGCUGAAUUUAAUGAGCCUGAUUCAGAAGUGGCUGAUGCCGGCAUGAAACUUGAAGCGUACUUUGAAGAACUUCUAGCGAACCUUUAUCCUGACAGAAAGUUCCCUGUACAACUCAACUGCCAGAAUGAAAAAGAUAAUUCAGAACUUACUGAUGACUCAGAUGAUGACUUUGUACAGCCUCGGAAAAAACGCCUCAAAGGAGAAGACCGCCAAUUGCUUAAAUGAGCCGCAUCU